This is a messenger RNA of Telopea speciosissima, 2688 nucleotides long. RefSeq lists its product as uncharacterized. The record is from RefSeq and is a predicted model, not a curated record. The coding region runs from base 8 to 2668 and encodes 886 amino acids. Gene Ontology annotation, molecular function: metal ion binding; oxidoreductase activity, acting on single donors with incorporation of molecular oxygen, incorporation of two atoms of oxygen; protein binding. NCBI's taxonomy places the organism in Eukaryota, Viridiplantae, Streptophyta, Magnoliopsida, Proteales, Proteaceae. Gene Ontology annotation, biological process: lipid oxidation. The transcript is spliced from 7 exons.
UAGAGCUAUGGCUAAUACUGCAGUAGAGAGUUCCUCUUUCACCGUUACUGCUGUUGUCACCGCUAAGGUUCCAUUAAGCCUCGGUAACGUUGAGGAUAUUCUUGGGAGAACCUUUCAGUUGGAGCUCGCAAGCACCCAACUUGAUCCAAAGACAGGAUUGGGGAAGGAUACAAUAAAAGGGUACGCAGGUUGGGUGAGCCAAAAAAAAGGGAAUGCAAAGUUUGAAGGCAAGGUGGUGGUUCCUGCAACUUUUGGCGAAGUGGGUGCAGUGCUUGUGGACAAUGAACACCCUACCUAUUGGCCUGGAUCAAUCCCCAUAGCAGUAGUCCAUAGGAUCCAGUAUAAGGCCAUGAAAAAGAUCUCAGGACCUAGAGCCCUCCAAAAAUCUGAAAAAGGAUACACCAAGUUCGUAGAAACAGACUUUGCUCAUGCCAGGGCAAUUUUACCCAGGAUGACUAAAUGGGAUGAUAUUGCCUUCCCAGAUGAAUGGAAACUUCAGGUUCAAGUACCCAGGCCACAGAUAGAAAACAAAGAAGUAGAAUACAUAACUCAAACCUGUGAUGGCCAGGUAUCCAUCAGGUUUAUUAGAAACCAGCCUAAGGAUAAAGAACUUGCUGAGUCUUCAUUCAGAAAACCCCCAGUAAGAAAAAUCAUUGAACAACCUGCCAGGGCCUCGUACUCGGGCACACCCUCAAAUUACUGCCACUCAUCCAGGACUAGUAACUUAACAGGACUUAGACAACAGGGAGGCAUCCUGAGAGGGAUGUAUGAUGAAUUUAAAAGUUUAGAAAAUCUAAGUGAUGAAUCAAACCAGGAUGAAACAGUCACAAGGCCAAACUCCCCAUCUUUCUCCCAGAUGGAGCCUCCAGUAGGAAAGAUCCCUGAGCAACCAGAUUUGUUAAGGUUUUUUAUCCACUGCAAGCUGGCAUGGAUAAUGUAUUGGGAAUAUGAGACCACCAGACAAGAAACCGAUGAAUGGUCCAUUGAAUCCCUCAUCCGAGGAUUCAGAGUAAAAUGGUGGGAUAAAUGUGAUCUCACAAAAUGCUCCAAGGAAACGCUCAUCAAGGCCCUUAGCAAGUCCAAGGACAAAGCCAAAAUUACAGGCCCAACUAAGGCCCAGAUAACAGGCCCAGCAAAAUCCAAGUCCAGCAACAGCAAGAAGCUCCAGCUUGAAGCCCAGCAAGCAGAAAUCGCAGCCCAGCUGGCUGCAAUAGAAUCUGAAGAAGAAGAAGAAGCCCAUUCAGAAGGGGCCCAUUCUAGUGUAGGAUCCAUUGGGCCACAUCUCCACCAAGGAGAAUACGCCCAAGAUCCCAACAGUGAGCCCGAAGAAGUAACACAACAGUUCUCCACUUCAUCAGCCAAUUUCCACUGGUAUCAUGAUUUGCUAUUACCUUAUGUGAAGAAAGUAAGAGAGAUAGAAGGCACAACACUAUAUGGGUCUCGUACACUAUUCUUUCUCAACCCUGAUGGCACACUAAAACCCAUUGCUAUUGAGCUCACUCGACCACCCAUAGAUGACAAGCCACAGUGGAAACAAGUGUUCUUGCCUAGCACUGAUACCACUGAUAGUUGGUUAUGGAGACUAGCCAAAACUCAUGUGGGUGCUCAUGAAUCAGGUUAUCAUGAGCUUGUCAGCCACUGGCUGAGGACUCAUUGUUGUACAGAGCCAUACAUAAUUGCAGCUAAUCGACAACUAAGUGUAAUGCAUCCAAUUUACAGAUUGUUGCUUCCUCAUUUUCGGUACACAAUGAAGAUCAAUUCCCUCGCUCGACUAGUCCUCAUCAAUGCAAAUGGGAUAAUUGAGGGUUCCUUCUCGCUGCACAAGUAUUCAAUGGAGUUUAGUUCUGUUGCCUAUGACAAAUUAUGGAGAUUUGACAUGGAGGGUCUACCUGCAGACCUCAUUAGCAGGGGAAUGGCAGUGGAGGAUAAAACAGUUGAGCAUGGUGUGAAGCUGACCAUCAAGGAUUUCCCCUUUGCAAAUGAUGGUCUCCUCAUAUGGACAGCCAUAAAGCAAUGGGUUAGUGACUAUGUCAAUCACUAUUACCCGGACCCUAACCUAGUUGAAUCGGAUCAAGAGUUGCAAGCAUGGUGGACUGAGGUCAGAACCCAAGGCCAUGGAGACAAGAAGGAUGAACCAUGGUGGCCUGUCCUCAAAACACAAGAAGAUCUCAUUGAAACCUUAACAACCCUUAUAUGGGUUACUUCCUGCCACCAUUCUGCUGUAAACUUUGGUCAGUAUGCAUAUGGUGGUUACUUUCCAAAUCGACCCUCAAUUGCUAGGAACAACAUGCCCACUGAGGAACAUUCAGAACAGGGCCUCAAGAAAUUCAUAGAGAACCCAGCAUUAGCACUCCUGCAGACCUUCCCUUCAGAGAUUCAGGCUACAACUAUAAUGACACUCUUUGAUGUGUUGUCAACACACACAGUUGAUGAAGAGGAUCUUGGUGGAAAGAUGGAGGCAUCAUGGGCUGGGAAUCCAGUUACCAAAGAUGCAUUUGAGAAGUUCAGUAAAAGAAUGAAAGAGAUUGAAGCAAUUAUAGAUGCCAGAAACACAGAUUUGAAGUUGAAGAAUAGAACUGGAGCUGGAAUUGUACCAUAUCAGCUCUUGAAACCAUUCUCUAACUCUGGAUUGACAGGGAUGGGAAUUCCUAACAGUAUCUCUAUUUAGAAAUGAAAGAUGAGCUUUUU